Messenger RNA from Racocetra persica, 400 nucleotides. The record is from the annotation of a GenBank genome assembly. NCBI's taxonomy places the organism in Eukaryota, Fungi, Glomeromycota, Glomeromycetes, Diversisporales, Gigasporaceae.
AUGUUAACUGACAAUAUAGCACAAAUAAAUAAAUAUCGAUUAGCGUUGUGUUUAUUUAUAGGUGUUGAUGAGCAUCGACAUUUAAGAUUAUUAGUCCAAGCAUUAAUGUCUGAUGAAACGACUUCAUCAUAUACCUGGGUUCUUAAUAAUAUGAUGGCAGCAACAGACAAUUUGCUUCCAUCAACAAUUUUUUCAAACUGUGAUACUGGAUUAGGACCAGCUAUUGAUGCUACUUUUUCAACUAUGCAAUAUUUAUAUUGCAUCUUCCAUAUUAUCCAGAACAUUAAAAAAAAAUUGGCACGUUUUCUUGGCUCUCGAUACAUUGAAUUUCUGGCUGAUUUUUUGGUCUGUCGAAAUACGUUAUUUGAAGAAGUUUUUGAGCAGCGAUUUGAAUCUUUAU